GUGUUUUGUUGGCAGCAGUGACUGUUGAUGAGAAUAAAGGACUGUUCCCAAUUGCAUAUGGUGUGGUAGAAUGUGAAUGCAAAGAGAGUUGGAAUUUCUUCCUCAUCAAUUUGUAUGUCAUUCUAAAUAAAGCCAAUUAUGUCAAACCCAUCACUUUCAUGUCUGACAAACAGAAGGGACUAUGUGAUGCUAUCUCCAAUACAUUCCCGGGAUCUCAUCACAGAUGGUGUAGUAGACAUCUAUAUGCUAAUUUCAAGUCUCUACAUCCUGGGGUAUUGCUGAGAAAGCAUUUUUCGAAAGCAGCGAAGGCAUCAAACCAAUUUUACUUUGACAAAGCAAUGAAUGACAUGAAAGCCACCAAGAAGGAAGCUUUUGAUUGGCUGAGUAGGAAUCCUCCAAAUUUGUGGGCAAGGCAUGCCUUUGAUUUCAGCUGUAAAUCUGAUCAUAUCACUAAUAAUAUGACAGAAUCAUUUAACCAGGUGAUUGGACCGUACAGAGGAAAACCAAUACUGAUUUUGAUUGAUGAGAUCAGGAAGCAACUGAUGAAGAAGAUGCAACAAAGAUAUCAAUUGGGGUGUAGCUUUAAGGGUAGAGUCACACCUAAAAUCAAGACUAAAUUGGAUGUGGGGCCCCUGAAGCUAGGGGGUGCAUGGGCCUUACUGCUAGAAUAGAUGAAUUUGAAGUCACAGAUAGUGAUGGGAGAUAUGUGGUAGAUUUAAGGAAGCAUACUUGUACCUGUAGAGUAUGGGAUUGUUCUGGACUGCCAUGCAAGCAUUCAGCUGCUUGUGUAAGAUACAAGAGAGAGCUUGGAAAAGUACUGUGAUGAGUACUACAGUGUGGCAAAGCACAUGACAGUUUACAAGGACAUUAUUCAUGUAAUGCCUGGUCUAGAUGAGUUGAAGGAGGAACACAUGAUGGAGAUUGUUCAACCUCCACCUUUAAAAAGGUUGGUUGGUAGACCAAGUAAGUGUAGGAGAAAGGCCCCAGAUGAACCAUCAGGACAGUUCAGAAGAAGAUCCCAAACUAGCCGGUAUAGUAGAUGCAAGUCCAUUGAUCACAAUGUGAGGAGAUGUAAAGGAGCCCCAAUGAAAGACAAAGCUGCUUCUUCUGGGAAGACAGUCGGGAUAAAGGUAUUAGGUUUAAUUCUAAUCAUGUUUUCUUUUUGGUUUGUGUAGAGGAAGGAGAGAAGUAUGGGAAGCCAAUCUAGCAUCAACAGUUCACAGAUAUUGACCAGGUCACAAGCUUCUUCUACCACUACUGAAGUGAACAUACAGUUGAAGGCUAAAGCACAGUUGAAAUCAAAAGAAGAGAAAAGAAAAGCACGAGAAGCGCAGAAAAAGGCAAGGAAUGAAGGGAGUACAUCUGGAGCACACCGAGAAUGUUGAAGGCUUUCAAAUGGGAUUGGACAUAUUAGCUUGGGAUGGAAUGCGAUAUCACUUUGUAAUCUUUUUUGAGCAUUAUUGUAUUCCUUAAGUAGGUGGAUGGCACUAGUAAUUGGCUGAUGUGUUUUUGAAUUUUUUUUUUUUUUUUUUUUUGGGAGAUAUUAAACUUGCUAUCAGUUCUUGAAUCAUUGGCUGAUGUGGUUUUUUAUGUUUUUUUGGAAGAUAUUAAACUUAUAUGUUUAUUAGACAAGUUAAAUUUAUAUGUUCAUAUAUGAUUGCAUUAUCAGUUA
Molecule: messenger RNA, 1672 nt
Organism: Macadamia integrifolia
Lineage: Eukaryota; Viridiplantae; Streptophyta; Magnoliopsida; Proteales; Proteaceae
Exons: 2
Coding region: 159-671 (170 amino acids)
Biological process (GO): DNA transposition
Molecular function (GO): transposase activity; DNA binding
Source: RefSeq, a predicted model, not a curated record